AUGGUUGGUACGGCUAAAAGGUUCACUAAAGAACAUAAAAUCAAGGAAAUUCAAAAAAGUCUUCACAAAAGAGCUAGAAUAAAGAAGCAAUAUUUGAAAUCUUUAAAAGUGGAAGGCUACGAACUCCCAGAUAAGCAGGAAAAGCCUAAACUCUCCUAUGAUCAGGUUAAAACCGAUAAAAGAAGCAAAGUUGCUCAGAAUGAAGAACUGAAGAAGCGGUGCAAGCGACUUCAAAGCAAAGAGUUAGAGGAACGCAGGCAGCACAACUUUGCCAAGAUUCAAGAAGCAAAAGAACGACAGUUUGCCAGAGAAAAACGAAGCUUAAGGGUAACCAAGAGGACUAGAAGUGGCCAACCUUUAAUGGGUCCAAAGAUUGAUGAUCUAUUGGAAAAGAUUAAAAACGACAAUACCUAUACUUCUUGA
Eremothecium cymbalariae DBVPG#7215 is the source of this 423-nucleotide messenger RNA. It is a transcript of the gene FYV7, whose product is annotated as Fyv7p. The transcript has a single exon. The coding region runs from base 1 to 423 and encodes 140 amino acids. The record is from RefSeq and is a predicted model, not a curated record. NCBI's taxonomy places the organism in Eukaryota, Fungi, Ascomycota, Saccharomycetes, Saccharomycetales, Saccharomycetaceae.